Aspergillus ochraceoroseus IBT 24754 is the source of this 423-nucleotide messenger RNA. Its product is annotated as histone H2B family protein. Bases 1 to 423 code for a protein of 140 amino acids. Gene Ontology annotation, biological process: nucleosome assembly. Gene Ontology annotation, cellular component: nucleosome. Gene Ontology annotation, molecular function: DNA binding; protein heterodimerization activity; structural constituent of chromatin. The transcript has 4 exons. Lineage: Eukaryota; Fungi; Ascomycota; Eurotiomycetes; Eurotiales; Aspergillaceae. The record is from RefSeq and is a predicted model, not a curated record.
AUGCCUCCCAAAGCCGCUGAGAAGAAGCCUAGCACUGGUGGCAAGGCCCCUGCUGGCAAGGCCCCCGCCGAGAAGAAGGAAGCUGGAAAGAAGACUGCUGCCGCUGCCUCUGGAGAUAAGAAGAAGCGUGGAAAGACCAGGAAAGAAACCUACUCUUCCUAUAUUUACAAAGUGCUUAAGCAAGUGCACCCUGACACUGGUAUCUCCACUCGUGCCAUGUCCAUCCUGAACUCUUUCGUCAAUGAUAUCUUCGAGCGUGUUGCUACCGAAGCCUCCAAGCUUGCUGCUUACAAUAAGAAGUCCACCAUCUCAUCCCGGGAGAUCCAGACCUCUGUGAGACUGAUCCUUCCUGGUGAAUUGGCCAAGCACGCUGUCUCUGAAGGCACUAAGGCUGUUACGAAGUAUUCUUCCUCUGCCAAAUAG